Molecule: messenger RNA, 723 nt
Organism: Exophiala bonariae
Lineage: Eukaryota; Fungi; Ascomycota; Eurotiomycetes; Chaetothyriales; Herpotrichiellaceae
Exons: 3
Coding region: 1-723 (240 amino acids)
Source: RefSeq, a predicted model, not a curated record
AUGUUUGAACGCGGACGACCUCCUCCAUUUAUUCACACGCUACAUCUUGGAAACAAGAUCAGAACGCCUCUUCUGAAUUGCAUCCGUGUUCUGAGUGGCUUGAAAGAUUCACUCCUUAGAGAUAUCUCUGUCAUCCACAACGAUGCUUCCAAUGAAAUCAUCACAUUGCUCGCAGGAUACAAGGACUAUGAUGAGGAUGACUUGUUAGCCGCUUUACAAGCAUAUGUUCUAUAUACCAUCCUGUUGUUAUUUUCCGACGGCAAUUGCGACCGGCCGCAUCGUAUCGAGCAAGGUAUAAUUUUCGGACUUCAAGACAUCAGCUUGCAACUAGCAGCCUCUGGCGUCGUUCUCAAUGCCGAAUUAAACUCGGAAAUCCCAGAUUGGAGCGAGUGGGUAGUUGUCGCCGCGAAACGGCGCAGUAUCUUGGCCGCUCAUCAAGUCUUGUGGAUCUGGUCACUUUUACGUGGAUAUCCCCCUUUUGGUUGCCGUGAACUCGGUUUCAUGCCUAGCCCAGCACCAAAGGUUCUCUGGGAUUCACAAGGUGAUGAUUGGCAGUGUCUUUAUCAGAACUGGGCAUCUCGGUGGCCAGGCGGACCACACCGCCUGGAGGAGUUACAAAUCCUUGGACCAGAGGUGGACAUUGACCCACGAACACAGACAUGGUUGGAAGAGGCCGACGAAUUCGGAUUGCUAUUGAUGUCUGAAGUAAAUUCUAUCCACUAA